This is a messenger RNA of Seriola dumerili (greater amberjack), 2373 nucleotides long. Its product is annotated as protocadherin alpha-8-like. Gene Ontology annotation, cellular component: plasma membrane. Gene Ontology annotation, biological process: homophilic cell-cell adhesion. The coding region runs from base 1 to 2373 and encodes 790 amino acids. The transcript is spliced from 2 exons. Gene Ontology annotation, molecular function: calcium ion binding. The record is from RefSeq and is a predicted model, not a curated record. Lineage: Eukaryota; Metazoa; Chordata; Actinopteri; Carangiformes; Carangidae.
AUGGAACAAAGAGGAGGAUGCAAAGCCUGGAGGGAACGACGGUGUUGGUUUGCCUUCAUGGUUGUGUUGGAUGUUUUAUGGAGCGGAGCUUUUGCACAGAUCAGAUAUUCAAUAUCCGAGGAGGUUGAAGAUGGAACCGUCGUUGGGAAUAUAGCUAAGGAUUUGGGUCUAGAUAAGAGUGCACUCAAAGACAGAGGAUAUCGCAUUGUAACAGGCUCAACUGAACCCCUUUUUCAUGUGAAUCAAAACGAUGGUAUCCUGUACGUGAAAAGAAGAAUAGACAGGGAGGAGGUGUGCGAACGGACCAGCCCAUGUUUGAUCCAACUGAAAACCGUACUAGAAAAUCCUUUGGAGAUUCACUAUGUGACAGUGGAAAUACUUGAUAUGAAUGAUCACUCGCCAGUUUUUCCUGAGAAAGAGAAAAGGCUUGAAAUUUCCGAGUCGGCUCUAGCAGGAGCGAGAUUUCAGCUACAAGCUGCGCGCGACUCUGAUGUAGGCCAGUUCUCAAUUCAGCAAUAUAAACUCAGCCAUAAUGACUAUUUUAGAGUGGAAGUCAAGGAUAGAGGUGAAGAUCGUAAAGUGCCAUUUUUAGUUCUGCAGAAGCAGCUGGAUAGAGAAACGACUGGGAAACAUAAGCUACGUCUCACAGCCGUUGAUGGAGGAAAACCGGCGAAGUCUGGCAAUAUAGAAAUAAUUGUGGAUAUACUUGAUGUUAAUGACAACUCGCCCGUGUUCAAUAAAGAACAGUAUUCUGCCACACUAAAAGAAAACGUUCCCGUUGGCACUGUGGUGAUUCAGGUAAAUGCAACUGAUUUGGACCAGGGUGCAAAUGGCGAAAUAAUUUAUUCAUUUGGAAACGAAGUUGAUUCAAAAUUAAUGGAUCUCUUUAGUAUAGACCAAAACACUGGUGAAAUCCAAGUAACGGGUCCGAUAGAUUUCGAGAAAAGUAGGAUUUAUGAAAUUGACAUUCAGGCCUCCGAUAAAGGAGCAGCUCCUCUAACAACUGACAAAAGUGUUCUGAUAACUGUUAUUGAUGUUAAUGAUAAUGCUCCUGAGAUAGAAGUGACGUCAUUUUCUAGCUCUAUCAAGGAAGAUUCAAAAAUAGGCACUACAGUGGCCCUCAUUAGCGUCAGUGAUUUGGACUCUGGAAUCAACGGUAAAGUCAUUUGCACAAUCAACGAAGAUGUCCCUUUUACUUUAUCUCCAUCGUUACAAGAAAAUAUGUACGCUGUUGUAACUAGGUCAGAGUUGGACAGAGAAAUUAUUUCUCAGUAUGAUGUCACAAUUGUUGCGAAAGACGCAGGUGACCCUUUAUUUAUAAGUGAAAAGACUAUAAAAGUCGUUAUAUCAGAUGUAAAUGACAACAGUCCGGAAUUUUCAUCAAGUCCUUAUACAUUUUAUAUCACUGAGAACAACAAACCCGGAGCCUCGGUAUUUUCAGUAAAAGCCUCUGAUCGUGAUGAAAGUGAUAAUGCUCUCAUUUCAUACCAUAUUUUAAGAGAUGGACGCGGGAAUAAACUGUCUUCUUUUUUAAACAUAAACUCUGAAAAUGGAGACAUUUUAGCGCUAAAAAGUUUUGACUUUGAAACAUUAAAAACUUUCCACUUCCACGUUGUUGCGUCAGAUUCUGGAACUCCGUCACUAAGCAGCAACGUCACAGUGAACGUGUUCAUUCUCGAUCAGAACGACAACGCUCCAGUCAUCCUGUAUCCAGUCAGCUCUAACGGUUCUGCUGAAGGUGUGGAAGAGAUUCCCCGCAAUGUGAACGCAGGACACUUGGUGACUAAAGUCAGAGCCUAUGACGCUGAUAUAGGAUAUAACGGCUGGUUACUGUUUUCACUGCAGGAAGUUACUGACCACAGUCUCUUUGGUUUGGACCGCUAUACAGGACAGAUCAGAACACUUCGCUCAUUCACAGAGACAGACGAGGCUGAGCAUAAACCGGUCAUACUGGUCAAAGACAAUGGCAACGUUUCACUCUCAGCAACAGCUACUGUGAUUGUCAAACUUGUGGAGCCCAAAGAGGCUUUUGCAGCUUCUGAUGUGAAAAGUUCAGCAAAAGCAGAUGAGGAAAGUAAUGUGACUUUUUACCUGAUGAUAACUUUGGGCUCAGUUUCAGCACUUUUUCUCGUCAGUAUCAUUGUGCUGAUUGCAAUGCAGUGCUCAAAAUCCACAGACUAUACUUCUAAAUAUCUACAAGAGACUAAUUAUGACGGGACACUGUGUCACAGCAUCCAGUACAGAUCUGGAGACAAACGCUACAUGUUAGUUGGACCCAGAAUGAGUAUAGGAUCUACUAUAGUCCCGGGCAGCCAUGCGAAUACACUCGUGCUCCCUGACAGGAGGAGAACAUCUGAAGAGUCUUUCUUCUGA